AUGAGACCCUCACACAAACUCAUCGCCAUCUUCACACUUGCUAGUUGUGGAACAUACACGUUCAAACGACACCUUAUAGGGCAAGCACUCGCCGAGACACCAGGAGACGAACCGCCUGUCAUGUUCAGUGGUUUCAAGCCGACUUCUCUGCGAGUACAAAGCGUCAAAUCACUCAGUCACGACACUAAAUGCCUCAGAUUCGAGUACCCGAAUCAAACAUGGACCAGUGGGUUACAGUUGACCUACCAGCGCGGCUUCCUCGACCUUGUUGUCAAGAAAUAUCCCCACGGGAAGGUUUCUUCACACUUGCAUUCUCUGAAGCCAGGCGACUCUCUCUACUUCCUCGGCCCCUUGCCCGGUUAUUCGUGGUCCGCAACGACUGCUAGCACGCAUUCGCAGAUCUACCUUAUCGCUGGUGGCUUGGGUAUCACUCCCGCCUACCAACUCGCCCGGGGCAUCCUAGAGGGAAACCCGGAUGGCCAUACCCGAUUACAAGUGGUAUUCGGGGCUAACUCCGUGCAAGACCUUGUGCUGAAGGAGGAUUUAGAUGCCCUGCAGCGUAGAUAUCCCGAUCGGCUACAAAUGCAUUAUCUGGUGAGCGAGGCGGGGCCCUCAACAGAAGAAGAGGGGGAGAAGGACGUGACUUAUGGGGCACGGGUGACUGUAGGUCUUUUGCAGCAGGUAUUUGGGGGGGAACGACAAAAAACUGAGAAAGUGCUCGUCUGUGGGCCUCCGCCGAUGGAGAAAGCCUUGGUGGGAGAAAAGGCUAGCGGACGAGGGAUCCUUGAGGAGCUAGGGUUCGAGAAAGAUCAGAUCCACAUUUUCUGA
Molecule: messenger RNA, 828 nt
Organism: Aspergillus aculeatus ATCC 16872
Lineage: Eukaryota; Fungi; Ascomycota; Eurotiomycetes; Eurotiales; Aspergillaceae
Product: cytochrome b5 reductase family protein
Exons: 2
Coding region: 1-828 (275 amino acids)
Biological process (GO): ergosterol biosynthetic process
Molecular function (GO): cytochrome-b5 reductase activity, acting on NAD(P)H
Source: RefSeq, a predicted model, not a curated record